Molecule: messenger RNA, 1215 nt
Organism: Cordyceps fumosorosea ARSEF 2679
Lineage: Eukaryota; Fungi; Ascomycota; Sordariomycetes; Hypocreales; Cordycipitaceae
Product: exopolyphosphatase
Exons: 2
Coding region: 1-1215 (404 amino acids)
Cellular component (GO): cytoplasm
Molecular function (GO): exopolyphosphatase activity
Source: RefSeq, a predicted model, not a curated record
AUGACGACUAGCACUGUCUCCCUCAAGACAUUUCUGGCCGCGGCCAAGGAGGCGUUAGCCGCGCCUCCUUCUCAACGUCCGCUCCCUCUCACCUUCGUCGUGGGUAACGAAUCUGCAGAUCUUGACUCGUUGUGCUCAGCCGUUGUAUUGGCGUACAUAAGAUCGCAUAUCUCGCCCCAGCGGCUACACAUCCCGUUGUCAAACCUGCCUCGCGAGGACCUAUCGUUGAGGAUUGAGCUUGGCCCGGUGCUUGCCAAGGCCGAUCUGGAGAUCUCUGACCUCAUUACGCUGUCCGAGCUUCCGCAGCAACUGGAGCCCAACGACACGGAAUGGGUUCUUGUUGACCACAAUGUCCUCACCGGGAGCCUGAAGAAGUUCGAGAGACGCAUCGUCGGCUGCAUCGACCACCACGUCGACGAGGGCAUUGUCGGCGUACAAGCUACUCCCCGCGUCAUCGAGACGUGCGGUAGCUGCAUGAGCCUCGUAGUGGACGCUCACGCAGAUGCCUGGCGCAGCCUCGCCCACGGCACGCAGCUGACCGGCGCUGCAACCAGCAUCAGCAAGGACCUGAAUCAGCUUGCGCAGGUCGCCCUCGCCCCGAUCCUCGUCGACACCAUCAACCUGACCUCCGACCACAAGGUCCGCCCGAAAGACCGGCGCGCGGCCCAGCUCCUCGAGACCGAACUCAUGCAGGACCCCGACUUUGACCAGCGCGCGUACUACGACGCGGUGACGGCCGCCAAGGAAGACCUUUCCCAACUCGGCCUGCGCGACAUCCUCCGCAAGGACUACAAGGAGUGGGUGGAUGCUGGCGUCAAACUCGGUAUCAGCUGCGCCGUGCAGGACCUCGACUUCCUCCUGGAAAAGGCCACCGCCACCGGCAACGGUAGCGGCCAGGACGUGUUGCUGCGGGAGCUGCGCUCGUGGGCCGGGGAGCAGGCGCUCGACGUCGCGUCUAUCAUGACCACGUCCAACCCUGGCGGCAAGUUCCAGCGACACCUGCUCGUAUGGGGCCUCACCGACGGCGGUAGGAAGGCGGUCGAGCGGUUCACCGAGGAAAGCUCGGAGAAGCUGAAGCUGGCGCCGUUGAACGGCGGCGUCUUGGAUGAGAAGGGCAUCAGGUACGCGUGGAGCCAGCUCGCGCUCGAUGCCAGCAGAAAGCAAGUCGCGCCGUUACUGCGCGAUGCUAUGACAUGGGCCGGUGCCAACUUGUAG